AUGGGCAAGUCAAGCUCCAAGAAGCGCUCCCGCUCCGACGAGGACGACAUCGCUGUCGCGGCGCAAGAGCAGGAGGUUAUGAAGAAGAGCAAGGUGGACGAGAACGGCAAGAGCGAGGUGACAAAGUCUGAGUCUUCCGACAAGAAAUCCAAGAAGGAAAAGAAGGACAAGAAGGAGAAGAAGGACAAGUCUGAGAAGAAGGAGAAGAAGGACAAGAAGGACAAGAAGGAAAAGAAGGACAAGAAGGAAAAGAAGUCCAAUUCGGCUGCCGAGGAGGAGGAGAGGGAGGAGAAGGAGGAGGAGGAGGAGCCCGCCGUCGAGUCCUCCGAGAAGAAGUCCAAGAAGGACAGGAAAGACAAAAAGGACAAGAAGGACAAGAAGUCCAAAGAGGAGAACCAGCUCCCCCCCUCCCACCCCGACGCCCAAAAACCAAAGUCGCAAGAGGAGGCAAUGGCGGAGGAGACCCAACCCAAAGGCCGCUUCAUCUGCUUCGUCGGCAACCUCCCUUACACGGCCACGGUGGAAUCCCUCACCGCCCACUUCGCCGCUCUCCAGCCCACCUCUGUCCGUCUCCUCACCGAGCGCGACGACCCCAAAAAGUCGCGCGGGAUCGCCUUUGUCGAGUUUGACCGCUUCGACAGGAUGAAGACGUGCCUGGAGAAGUUUCACCACACCGAGUUUGAGGGGAGGAAGAUUAAUGUUGAGUUGACUGCCGGCGGCGGAGGCAAAACCCCCCAACGCCUCGACAAGAUCAAGGAGAAGAACGCCAAGCUCAACGAGGAGCGCCGCAGCAGGAUGAAGAAGGUGGAGGUCGAAAAGGCCGAGAAGGAAAAGGCAAAAGCUGCCGGCGGUGCUGAGGAGAAGCCUGCUGAGGAGGAGGACGACCAAGCUGGUAUCCACCCUUCCCGCCGGGCGCAGGUCGGGGCCGAGUUCAACGAAGAUGAGGAGGACAAUUUCGGGUAUAGCAAUGGUGGUGGUGGCAGGGGUAGGAGGGGUGGUGGUGGUAGAGGCGGUGGUGGUAGGGGGAGAGGUGGUGGUAGAGGUAGAGGUGGGAGAGGUGGCGGCGGCGGGAGGAAUCAAAAGAAGUGGUAG
Molecule: messenger RNA, 1092 nt
Organism: Podospora pseudopauciseta
Lineage: Eukaryota; Fungi; Ascomycota; Sordariomycetes; Sordariales; Podosporaceae
Exons: 2
Coding region: 1-1092 (363 amino acids)
Molecular function (GO): RNA binding
Source: RefSeq, a predicted model, not a curated record